AUAGAGAAUACUAAUAAUUUAAAAAAAAAAAAGCAAAAUAGCAGAGGGGGAGUGAGUUUGUGAUCUGGUUUGGAAAACGUUCAGUCUGAAGUUGAAGAACAGAGAAGUGAGGAGCAGAAUUCAGCAUUUGAAUUGAAUUGAAGAGAGAUUAGAAGAGAAUAAUCGAGAUGAGUCAAAGCGGAGGUGGAUCUCACUCGCUGGCGUUUCGCGUUAUGAGGCUAUGCCGGCCUUCCUUCAACGUCGACCCUCCCCUCCGCCUCCACCCCUCCGACCUCUUCGUCGGCGAGGACAUCUUCGACGAUCCCCUCGCCGCCUCUUCCCUCCCCCCUCUUCUCUCCCCCGCCACCUCCUCCCCUUCCCCCGACCCCAACUACCGCUACCGCUUCCUUCUCCACCACUCCUCCGACGCCAUGGGCCUCUCCGCCCUCCUCGUCCUCCCUCAGUCCUUCGGUGCCAUUUACUUAGGAGAGACAUUCUGCAGCUACAUCAGUAUUAACAACAGCUCCACUUUUGAAGUCCGUGACGUUAUUAUCAAGGCUGAGAUUCAAACAGAGAGACAGAGGAUUCUUCUUUUGGACACAUCAAAAUCUCCAGUUGAAACGAUACGUGCCGGUGGCCGUUAUGAUUUUAUAGUGGAACAUGAUGUCAAGGAGCUUGGACCUCACACGCUGGUCUGCACCGCAUUGUACAACGACGGUGAUGGUGAGCGUAAAUACCUUCCCCAAUUCUUCAAGUUCAUUGUUGCUAACCCACUAUCUGUGAGGACGAAGGUCCGUGUUAUCAAGGAAACUACCUUUCUGGAAGCUUGUAUUGAAAACCAUACAAAGUCAAACCUUUUCAUGGACCAAGUCGAUUUCGAACCUGCACAGAAUUAUACUUCGGCAACUCUUAAAGGUGAUGGGCAUCAUUCUGAGAGAGAAAGUCUUAUAAGAGAGACAUUUAAGCCUCCAAUAUUGAUUAGAUCUGGUGGAGGAAUUUACAACUAUCUCUAUCAAUUAAAAUCAUCAGCAGACAAUUCUGCUCAAUUAAAGGUUGAGGGAAGUAAUGUUCUUGGUAAGCUCCAGAUAACAUGGAGAACAAAUUUGGGGGAACCUGGUCGCCUGCAGACCCAGCAGAUAUUGGGGACUCCAACAACAAAGAAGGAGAUCGAGUUGCAGGUUGUGGAGGUUCCGUCUAUCAUUAACCUUCAAAGACCAUUUGUGCUAAAACUGAGCCUUACAAACCAAAUAGAUAGAGAGAUAGGCCCAUUUGAAGUAAGCUUAUCUGACAAUGGAUCAUAUGUAGAGAGAGCUGUCAUGAUUAAUGGCCUUCAAUCAAUGGUUGUACCACAGGUUGAGGCUUUAGGAUCCACAGAGCUCCACCUGAAUCUCAUAGCUACUAAAACUGGAAUUCAGAGAAUUUCAGGCAUUACAGUGUUUGACUCUAAGGAGAUGAAAUCUUAUGAACCACUCCCUGAUUUAGAGAUUUUUGUGAACAUGGAUUAAUAUUUUGGAUGGGAAGUGGUUGUCAUUGCCAUUUUUAAUCUUUCUGGAACAUUGGUCAGCUGCACUUCAAAAAUCAUGUUUUGUAUCAUCAGUAGGUAUCUUGUCAGAUCAGCCAUGUCCUCCAUUGCUGACUCUAUGAUGCCCAUAUGCUUAGAUUCUAUUCCAGCUAUGGCCAACAACUCUAGCCUCUUCAUCAAACCACAAUUUGUUCAAGGUUGCAUUUUUUGAAAGGGAUGGGUUCUUGCUUUUGUAGGUUAAAGGAACUACUUUUUCCCCCCUAUUUCAAUGUCAUUAAAAACCUUAAUUCCUGUAACUCCUUACUUCCUUGUACAUGGUGUACAUCAUGAUUUUUCUGAUAAUAGAAUAUGGGUCACUAUACUAGUUUAGAUA
Molecule: messenger RNA, 1874 nt
Organism: Arachis stenosperma
Lineage: Eukaryota; Viridiplantae; Streptophyta; Magnoliopsida; Fabales; Fabaceae
Exons: 12
Coding region: 168-1484 (438 amino acids)
Cellular component (GO): TRAPPIII protein complex
Source: RefSeq, a predicted model, not a curated record